Pieris napi is the source of this 867-nucleotide messenger RNA. RefSeq lists its product as uncharacterized. The coding region runs from base 223 to 849 and encodes 208 amino acids. Lineage: Eukaryota; Metazoa; Arthropoda; Insecta; Lepidoptera; Pieridae. The transcript has 2 exons. The record is from RefSeq and is a predicted model, not a curated record.
AUGAUAUUAAUCAUUAUUAAAAACCUCAAAUUCAAAUGCUUUUAAAUAAAUGUCUAAAUAAAAAAGAAUAUUUGUGAUUGUGAUCUAGAUCUUCUAUAAAUAACAUAAGCUACAGGGCCCUACAAAGUAUGUAAUAGUUUUGAUAAGAAAGGGUGUUUUGCCCUUACUUUGUAGGUACUACACUAGCACCAUUUAUUAAUACAUGAUUUUUUUAGAAAAAUAAUGGCUUCAUUUCACGAGAGACAAAAAAGUUUGUUUAAUACAUUAAAAGAUGCUGAAGAUCAAUAUAGUUUCUCUAAAUCAAAUAAAGUCACUAGAAAUCAGGACUAUGGAGAGAUAGAUAAGCAUCAGUAUAGAAAGUUGAAACGAGAAAUGAAACAGUUCAGAGGCAAAGAGAGUAUAUAUAAACGCACAGAAUCUAGUUUAAAAGAUUGUUUACAAAGAGGAAGAAUACCUGACUAUAUGAAGAAUCCACAAAAGUGGUCCUAUUAUUCACUUUCUGAUGUUACACCAGAUCAAAUGUCAGAAUCUACAAAUGCAGCAACAGCUCUUGCCUUUAUUCAGGAAAUGGAGCAAAGGAAAGAAUCAUUUUCUACUAUUACAGAUGAAACUGGAGCGGUCUUCAAAAAACCAACAUUUCAGAUAUCAAAAACAAUUAAGCCUAAGGUAGAAGAAGAAACUAAAAUAGUUUUCAAAAGUAGUAAGAUAAUAAUGCCAGAGUAUGUUGUUGGUGUCAGUAAGGCAGCAAAGAGUCCGAAGAAACUACGAAUUAAGAAACCUGAAUCAACCAACACUGUUGAAUUAAAACUUAAUCACCUUUAUGAUGAUGAUAAUGAAGAUACUGAAUAAAAGUAUUCUUAACUCUCA